Pararge aegeria (speckled wood butterfly) is the source of this 2031-nucleotide messenger RNA. RefSeq names its product succinate dehydrogenase [ubiquinone] flavoprotein subunit, mitochondrial-like. The record is from RefSeq and is a predicted model, not a curated record. Bases 2 to 1912 code for a protein of 636 amino acids. The transcript is spliced from 14 exons. Lineage: Eukaryota; Metazoa; Arthropoda; Insecta; Lepidoptera; Nymphalidae. Gene Ontology annotation, molecular function: succinate dehydrogenase (quinone) activity; electron transfer activity; flavin adenine dinucleotide binding. Gene Ontology annotation, biological process: mitochondrial electron transport, succinate to ubiquinone; tricarboxylic acid cycle.
UAUGAUAUAUACUAUCCUGGGUGAUUUUCGAAUAAUUAUCAAGAAUAAUAUCCGGCAGCUCCUCAAAGUAUCGAAGCGCAAAGGCUCAUAUACGAUAACGCAGCACCAACACGACUGCUUGGUGAUAGGUGCGGGUGGCGCGGGUCUACGUGCAGCUGUCGGUCUUGCAGAGGCCAAGUUUUCCGUUGCACUUGUCAGCAAACUGUUCCCUACCCGGUCUCACACUAUUGCUGCACAGGGUGGAAUGAACGCUUCAAUAGGCAGCAUGCAUCAGGAUGAUUGGCGCUGGCAUUUCUAUGACACUGUCAAAGGAUCAGAUUGGCUCGGCGAUCAGGACUCUAUCCAAUACUUGACUCAAAACGCUUCCAAUUGCGUCUUUGAACUCGAGAACAUGGGAAUGCCGUUCUCGAGGACCAAGGAAGGGAAGAUUUACCAGAGAUCCUUUGGAGGUGGUACAAUAAAGAAUGGAAAGGAGAUGGCGAAGCGGACCUGUGCAGUGGCUGAUCGCACAGGUCACGCCCUACUGCAUACACUAUAUGGAUACUGCACGAAGUAUAAGAGCAUUGACCUCUUCAACGAGUUUUUUGUGCUAGAUUUGCUAAUCCAAGACGGAGCUGUCAUGGGUGCUCUGGCAUUGGAUAUGGACGAUAGCAGUCUCCACAGAUUCCAAGCUAAAAAUACCGUGAUAGCAACAGGCGGCUACCCCCGUAUGUAUUUCUCUUGCACGGCAGCUCAUACUUGCACAGGCGAUGGUGGCGCAAUGUGCUCUCGAGUUGGCAUUCCACUACAGGAUCUGGAGUUCAUACAGUUUCAUCCUACUGGCAUGUACGGGUCUGGCUGUCUGAUGACUGAGGGUUGUCGCGGCGAAGGCGGAUAUAUCGUCAACAGCGAAGGUGUACGCUUCAUGGAGAAAUAUGCUCCUAAAGCAAAAGAUCUCGCUAGUCGCGAUGUCGUCUCUAGGUCCAUUGCUACGGAAAUACGUCAAGGUAGAGGAGUUGGCCCAAAGAAGGAUCACGUGUACCUACAACUUCACCACCUCCCAGCGGAGGUUAUUCGUGAACGCCUUCCAGGAAUUUCGGAAACUGCAUGGACCUUCACUGGGGCUGAUGUGUAUACACAGCCCGUGCCGAUCGUACCCACUGUUCAUUAUACCAUGGGUGGUAUACCAAUCAACUGGAAGGGAGAAGCAUUGAAGUAUGAAGGUUCAGAUAUUACCAUGAAAGGACUCCACUCAGCUGGGGAAGCGGUUAGCAACUGCCACGGUGCUAACCGUCUCGGAGCCAACUCUAUCCUGGACAUUGUAGUCUUCGGCAAAUCCAUUGGUCUCAACAUACCAAAAAUUGCGAAGCCGGGUGACAAACUACCAGAGUUGAAAGAUAGCAUCUGUGACGAAAGUCUGGAUAAUUUGGAGAGAGUGCGCACAGCAAAGGGAUCUGUGUCGGUUCACGAGUUAAGGGCAAAAAUGAGGACCACCAUGCAAAACAAAUGUGGUGUCUUUAGAGACAAGAAGCUACUGUCCGAAGCCAACACCGAGAUACAAAAAUGGUACCAGUGCUUCUUCGACAUCAGACUUACAGAUCAGCGCAAGAACUGGAACAGUGAUUUGAUAGAAGCUUUGGAGCUGCAGAACAUGUUACAAACUGCUGUUCAGGUGGUCGCUUGCGCUUUGAACAGGACAGAAAGCCGUGGUGCACACUUUAGAGAUGACUUUCCGAAGAGAGAAGAUGAGAUGGAUUUCAGCAAGGACACAAAAGGACAGACAGCAAAACCAAUUGAACAACAUUGGAGGAAACACAGUUUGUCCACGUUAGAUUCGAAAACUGGUAAAGUGACCAUCACAUAUCGACCCGUUAUAGACAAAACAUUGAACAACGAAGUGCAAACAAUCCCUCCUGUACCGAGAGUAUAUUAAUUUAGUGUAUUUUUAUGAGUGUUAUUUAUAUCCAUAUUAUCUGAGCAAUACGUUGUUUUUUGAUAUAUUUGAUUUGGUGUGUUACUUAUAUAUAGAGCCAAUAAAAUUUGUAACUUUAA